AUGGGAACGAGUUUUAAGUUUAAAUUUGCAUCCAAACAUAAUUUAACUACAUAGUAUUUUUUUUUUUUGUAUAAAUUGUAGUCUAAACUUUAUAUUAUUUUUAACUUAAAAAAAGUGUGCAAAAGAUUUAUUGAAGAUUCAGUAUGUAGUCGUUCAUUUAAAAUAUAUAAAUUAUAUGAUUAUAUAUAAGGAAAUUUAGAAAUGCAAAUAUAAAGUCAUUUAUAGCAAAAUAUUAGAUUUUAAGAGGAUGAAUUGUGGAAAAUAUUAGAUAGUGUAUCUGGUGGCCUCUCAUUUAUAUAUAAUAAUGGUUAAAGACAUGAAUAUUUACGACCAGAUACAAUAUUCAUAGUGCAAAAAUCAGAUAAUAGUUUAAUAUAUAAGAUUUCUGAUAGAAGUGUGUUUAACUUAAAAUCUAAUUAUUAAGAUUGUUUAGAAGGAAACUAUAAAAAUAGGUAUUUAUCACCAGAAUGUAUGAAAGGGUUAAUGAAUAUAUUUGAGAAAAGUGAUGGAGUUCCUUCAAAAAAUGAUGUAUUUGCACUAGCUUUAAUAAUUAUAUAUUGCGGAACUAUGCAACCAAUGGAAGGUGUUUACGAUUUUUCUCAAAAAACAAUAAAUUACAUGUUUAUAGAAAAAUAAUUAUAAUUGUUUUCACUUAGUUAUAAUAUGGAAUUAGCAAAUUUACUAAGAGAAAUGCUUAUUGAAGAUGAAAAUAUGCGAAUGGAUUGUGUAUAAUUAGACUAUAAAUUAAAUAUGUAUCCGAAACUAUAAAAUAAACGAAUAUCAUAAAUAGCCAAACCGGAAUCACUGUUAUAAUUAACACUAUUAGAUGGAAAUAACUUUAUAAUGUAAUAAUAAAUUAAUAAUGACUAAAAUAAUAAUAUAUUAUAGCAUACCAAUAACAUAAAGACUAAUAAUGGAUUGAUUAAUAAUAAUUUAAUUAAUAGCAACGGAUAAAAUAUUGGAUUAGUUAAUAAUAAUAGUAUAAUGAAUAAUAAUAAUCUUAUUAAUAAUGCAAAUAAUAAUAAUAAUUAAAAUAUUUUUGGAUUUUAAGAUAAUAAUCAUUUAUAAAAUUUUAAUGAUAAUAAUAAUAAUAUUAUAUAUUCUAAUCAUGUACAUAAUUCUAGCAAUUUUAAUUAGUUUCCUUUAAAUAAUUAAAACUCUUAUCAUAAUUAAUAAAAUAUGAUAUAAGAUUUUGAUCAUAAUUAAAUAUAAAAUAUGAAUAUGGGUUAGUAUAAUAAUAAUAAUAUGAAUUCAUUUAAUAAUAAUAAUAUGAAUCCUAUUAAUAACAUGCAUAAUAGUUUCAAUAAUAAUCAUUAAUAUUAAGAUUAAAUGAAUAAUAAUUUAAAUUAAUAUCAAAUAAUGAAUUUAAUAUAAUAAUUUUUAAACAAUAGUAAUAAUAAUAUGUAAAAUAACAAUUAUUUUGAUAAUAUAAAUAACUUCAAUCAUAAUUCAAUUAACAAAAAUUUUCUUUUAUAAUAAUAAAUGUAACAAUAUUAAUUUAUUUAACCCAAUAAUAAUAAUAUUGCAUAAAAAAUUUAAUUUCUUGGAGGACUUCAAAAUACAAGCAAACAUCCAAACAUUCUAAAUAAUAUUCCUAGAAAGAAAUAAGCGUUUUAUUAUGAAGAUGGAUCUUAUUAUGAAGGAGAAAUGGUUCUUGAAUAUCGAGACGGAUUUGGAAAACUUAUUUUUAGUAAUAAAGGAGCUUAUGAAGGUAUAUGGAAACUUAAUAAAAUGCAUGGAAAAGGUACGCUAUAUUAUCCAAAUGGAGAUAAAGUUUAUGAAGGAGAUUGGUUCGAAGAUUAAUUUAAUAAUUUUGGACAUUUAUUCAAUAACAGACCAUUAGUCAUAUAGUAAAAAUUUGAUUAUAAAGACUUUGAUUAACUAUAAAAUUAAUGGGUAAAGUAUGAAGGAGAAUUUACUUUAGAUAAAAAAUAAGGAUUUGGUACUCUUUUUUUAAGUAAUGGAGAGAAAUAUUCAGGAAACUUCAAAUAAGAUACAGUAAGUGGAUAUGGAAUUUUUUAUACUUUAGAUGAAGAAUCUGUAAGUGGAUUAUGGGAAAAUAAUAAAUUUAUUAAAAGAAUGUGA
This is a messenger RNA of Ichthyophthirius multifiliis, 2085 nucleotides long. RefSeq names its product protein kinase domain protein. Gene Ontology annotation, biological process: protein phosphorylation. The record is from RefSeq and is a predicted model, not a curated record. NCBI's taxonomy places the organism in Eukaryota, Ciliophora, Oligohymenophorea, Hymenostomatida. Gene Ontology annotation, molecular function: protein kinase activity; ATP binding. The transcript has 2 exons.